GUCGAACCUGCGAUUGUCCGGUGCUCCGACGUUCGAGGGGGUGGCGCACAUGGGCAGGACAACCUGCUGCGGAAUGACUUGGCCGACCCCAGCGUGUCCCUUGCGGCGGGUCAGGCAGUAGUCAGCGCUCGUGGAAACCGAGUGUUACGAAUUCAUCUCGCCCGGCCCCUAUACCACACGAUCGUGAGCCAUGGGAGCCCCGAGCAAGCAACCCCCACCCAGCAGCACAAGUACAUCAUCGUCCAUCCCGGCCGGGCCGGUGACGUUGCUGCCCAACGCCCGAAAGUGGGGCCGGCACAGAACCGGAAGAGCGGCGAAGGCACGAUCAUUUCUGCAGAAAUUGUGAAGACAGUGAAAGCCAAACGCUCGCACAUGCUCGCACGGCCGGCCGAGGCGGCCGGCGGCGAGCGCUGCACAGAGUUCCAGCCAAAGGCCCCCAGCAGUGAGCCUGCGGACGAUGUCGUUUGGUUAAUUUGA
Symbiodinium sp. CCMP2456 is the source of this 477-nucleotide messenger RNA. Lineage: Eukaryota; Dinophyceae; Suessiales; Symbiodiniaceae. The record is from the annotation of a GenBank genome assembly.